Molecule: messenger RNA, 1360 nt
Organism: Misgurnus anguillicaudatus (oriental weatherfish)
Lineage: Eukaryota; Metazoa; Chordata; Actinopteri; Cypriniformes; Cobitidae
Source: RefSeq, a predicted model, not a curated record
CGGCUCGGGCAAGCACCGCGAUUUAAGCUCUUGCUCAUUUGCCCCGAAAUUUAACUAAAGUCUUAAAGUGAUUGAGUGUACGGCUGUAUAUAAAGUAUUUUGAACAUUUUGUUAACCGACUGAUACACUAUAAGUUCCAAGUUUAAGGUAUACGCGAAGUUAUUUUGCCGAAAUGCCGAACGGGAAGGCCGAAUCUAAAUCAGCCGCUAACGUUACACCAGCCCAUGCCAACAUGGAUCAUGAUUACACGCCGAUGGAUGCUACAACUAGUAGCAGGACGAAAAGGAAAGUUUCCCCUGGUACACCAACUGAAAGUACAGCUCCUCCUUCUAAAGUUAAGUCGUCACAAGAUUCAUUUGAUGUUCCAAACGCGUCUCUUGUCGAAGCUAUAGAAAAGCUAACCUUUAAAAUUGACAGCUUUGGUGACCAGUUAAGAGAAAACUCAGUCAUGGUUGCUAGCAUCACCAAACUAGUGGAGCUGAAUGCCAUUGAGAUCAAAGAAUGCAAAGACAAGAUACAAGCUGUGGAAAAAGAAGUGCCUCGUAUUGUAAAGGAAAACAAGGAGCUGAAAGAAAGAGUCAAUGAGUUGGAACGUUACAGGAGACGCUGGAACCUUAAAAUUCAUGGCCUGAAAGAAAAAGACGACGAAAAUAUCAGAGUCGUUGUCAUGAGAAUCCUGUCCAAAUUAGCACCGCAAUGGGAGACGUCCAUGGAAUCGAUUGUUGAUUCUGUUCACCGCAUAGGGAGAAAAGAAGAAGGGAGAGACCGACAAACAAUCAUCCAGUUCACCAUGCGAUUCCACCGGGAUUCCUUCUGGAAGCUGUCCAAAAACUCUAGGAUUUGCAAAGACUUGGGUAUUCACUUCAAACAGGACUUUUCUAAAGCUGACAGAGAAGCUCGUGCAGCGGCAUGGCCGAAAAUGGAGCAAGCCAGGGCGGCUGGACAGAACGUGUUCUACAAGGGACAUGUGGGCUAUAUCAACGGAUUGGAUCCCCAAAAUAGAUGAGAGUUUCAAAGAUGUGUGUGAUGCAGACAUCAGUAUGGUUGAAGUUGAAAAAGCCAUGAAAUGUUUACCACUAGACAAAUCACCUGGUUCAGAUGGAUUAACAAGUAACUUCUAUAGACAUUUCUGGGAGCAUAUAAAAGACCUAAUUUUUCACAUGAUAAAAGAAAUUUCUGAAUUACACAUUUUACCAACAACUAUGAAGCAAGGAAUUAUUACUCUCAUCCCCAAACCUGGGAAAAAUCCAAAAUUAAUAGAUAAUCUUAGACCCAUAACAUUGCUUAAUAAUGACUAUAAAAUUUUAACUCACAUUUAUGCUAACCGAUUAAAAACUGGUAUUUCAAAGAUCAUUUCAGA